Messenger RNA from Penicillium olsonii, 1827 nucleotides. The record is from the annotation of a GenBank genome assembly. NCBI's taxonomy places the organism in Eukaryota, Fungi, Ascomycota, Eurotiomycetes, Eurotiales, Aspergillaceae.
AUGGCUGUCGAUACAGAAAAGGAUUUGCCCACUGGGCCAACAGUGGCACCCAGCUCACCCUCGAGUCUUUCAGACGACUAUGCUGCACCGGUUGUCACUCUGAAGACAUGGAUCGUCUCUUCGAUUCUAUCUUGUGGCUACGGUCUCUCGUUCUGGCCUGUGCCUGUGGUCUCUGCAAUUGGAACCAAUAUCUCAACCGAUAUGGGAGAUCCGACAGGAUAUAUUUGGUUUGUGCCGGCAUGGACUAUCUCGAUUACCUGCGCCUUCUUGAUCUUUGGCCCAAACACCGAUCUUCUUGGUAGACGGUGGUUUCUUGUACUUGGAAACUUGGUGAGAUCUUGCCCAAUGUCCUGCCCAGUGGAGCUAGUCAAGAUUGGACUUGCGGUCCCACUGGCAGGAAAUACAAGUCGACUAGCUCCGUUUUGUUGUUCUGGACGCGAAUCUAACAGCCGACAGGUAUGCUUCAUUGGCCAUAUUGUAGUGGCUUCGGCAAAGACCACAUCCCAAGUGACUGCUGGACUUGUUAUAUCGGGCUUUGGUGGCGCAAACUGCCAGAUGGCUGCAUUUGCACUCCCAGAACUCCUUCCCAAUAAAUGGCGACAUAUUGGUGUGGUCAUCGCCGACUUCACAGUUUACAUCGCAGUGAUCGUGGCCCCAGUGACAGCGCGUUAUGGCUAUGAGCUCGGGAACUGGGAGUGGAAUUUCUGGGGAGUUGCAAUCUUCCAAGGCUUGUCAUUCCUCGGUUUACUCUUCCUUUACUACCCACCCAAGCACCCUUUGGGAGUUUCAUACAAGGAGGCUUUCAAGUCUCUCGACUACUUUGGCGCAUUCCUCUUCAUCGGUGGCGCGGUUCCUUUCCUCAUGGGUAUCGUCUGGGCGGGCGUAUACGAGUCCAAUGAUGCCCAUGUCGUGGCACCUUUGGUAGUCGGAGCCGCGGUGUUGGUCUGCUUCGCCUUGUGGGAGCAUUUCGGCAAGCUCAAAUACCCACUCACGCCAACUUACAUUUUCGUCAGCUCUUGGGGCAGGGACUUCACUGCUCCCGUCAUUGCACUGGGUGUUGUCAACAUGUUCUACUACUCGUCCAGCAUUCUCUGGCCGCAAAUGAUCAAUGUCUUCUACACGAAUGGCGGCGCGGACUGGGAAUAUGGAGUGAUUUUGUCCUUGCCACAGGGCUUCGCUAUCUUCUUCGGUGCGAUUCUGCUCACGCUCUUUGGCAGUAAGCUUCGCCACUGGCAGUGGCAGCUCACUGGAUCUGUGUUUGUCAUGGUCGUCUUUGGCUCUUUGCUCGGCCUUGUAACGCCUACUAACAAGGGUACCAUGAUUGCCUUCAUCUUCCUCUCUCAGGCUGGAUUCGGAUGGGGUCUUUACUUGAGCAUUGCUAUCACGCAGAUGGGCGUUGAGCAUAAGAACCUGGGUGUCAGCGGUGGAAUUUCGGGAUGUAUCCGGUUUGCUGCUGGAGCUGUUGCUACCUCAAUCUACCAAACCGUGUUCAGCAAUACCCUGGCCAAGUAUACAGCCAUCUAUGUCCCUUCUGCUGCCACAGGCGCGGGACUCCCCGAAUCCAAAGUCACAGGUCUGAUGUCGGUGGUGGCUCAAGGAGCCGCUGCAAUGAAAGAAUACAGCCCUGCUGUAGUAGCAGCCGCACAGGCGGCUCUCAGUCAAGCUUAUUGCAAAGCAAUCUUUGUGGUUGCUAUGGUAUCAAUGGCAUUUGGUAUUCUCGGUCUUGCAGCUUGCCUUUGUUGCAAGGAUGUUGAUUAUAAGAUGACUUCCAAGAUCGAGGUAUACCUGGAGAACACAGAUCUUUCGGACCGAAACAAACAUCACUAG